Messenger RNA from Zygosaccharomyces rouxii, 312 nucleotides. RefSeq names its product elongin C (gene ELC1). Gene Ontology annotation, molecular function: protein-macromolecule adaptor activity. Bases 1 to 312 code for a protein of 103 amino acids. Gene Ontology annotation, biological process: ubiquitin-dependent protein catabolic process. The record is from RefSeq and is a predicted model, not a curated record. Lineage: Eukaryota; Fungi; Ascomycota; Saccharomycetes; Saccharomycetales; Saccharomycetaceae. The transcript has a single exon. Gene Ontology annotation, cellular component: elongin complex.
AUGGAGGAGGAGGAUAUUAAGCCUAACGUCACGCUUGUCUCAAGUGACAACAUGGAGUACUCCAUUUCCAAGGAAGCCGCUAUGGUUUCCCCUACUCUAAGAGUUAUGCUGGAGGGGCCUUUUAAAGAGAAGAGUGGUCGAGUAGAGCUACCUGGUAUUGAAGGGAAUGUGCUGGCUAGAGUGGUUGAUUAUUUGCAAUACAACUUACAGUACAAGUUUGCCAACAAGGAUCAAGAAGACAUACCUGAAUUUGAGAUUCCUACAGAGAUGGCAUUGGAAUUACUGCUAGCAGCUGAUUAUUUGAACGUAUAA